Diatraea saccharalis (sugarcane borer) is the source of this 1370-nucleotide messenger RNA. NCBI's taxonomy places the organism in Eukaryota, Metazoa, Arthropoda, Insecta, Lepidoptera, Crambidae. The record is from the annotation of a GenBank genome assembly.
UGUGGUUGUUUUUAUUGGAUUUAAUUUUGUUUUAAUUAUAACCAUAGUUUAAAACAAAAAGUAGUAUUAUAAGUUUAAAAACUAAUACGCACAGAAAGUAACACAAUGAAAUUAAUUAUUUGUGUUUUGAUGUUUUUUUGGGGUUCAUUAAAAUCUGAAGAUGUAUUACAAAGCGUGAGCGACGAUGAUAUUUUACAACUCAUAAAAGAUUACGAAAAACUUAUUGUUUUGUUCACUAAACCAAACUGUAAUAUUUGUGACAAGUUUGAAAGUCAUUUAGAAAGUCUGCAAGAGGAUUUCGAAAAGCAUCUUAAUGCUCCAACUGUGAAAGCAGUUAAUAGUCAUUUAGUAAAGCUAUAUAGUCCUACUAAAGAACCUGCUAUUGUCUUUUUUAGACAUGGAAUACCCCUGUUGUAUAAUGGAGAAGCAGAUGAGACUGAUAUUUAUAAUUUCUUAGAAACCAAUCAAACCCCUGCAGUGAAGGAGUUAACUGAUAAAAUAUUUGAACACAUAACACAAGCCGCUACUGGUGCCACCACUGGUGAUUGGUUUGUCAUGUUUUACGGUGCGUCUUGUGUCGAAUGUCAAAGAUUACAUGCUGUGUGGGAAGGAGUGGGGGCGACAUUGCGAGGACGUAUCAAUGUUGCCCGUAUGGAUGCAAAUUUGGCUGGCAUCAACACAGCUAAGAGAUUUAGAGUUACAAAACUUCCAUCAUUUCUCUUCUUCCGUCUUGGUAAAGUUUAUAGGUAUGAUUUGCCAAACAAUGAUAUAAAAUCAUUUGUGUCUUUUGCUCAAGAUUGGUACAAAAAUGUCAAAGGUGAAAAAGUGCCAUUGGUAUCAUCACCAUUUGAUGAAAUUGUUGACUGGUGUGUGGAGAUGAUAAAGUUUGGUGUUGACUUAGGUUUGGAUAUACUAGCAAAAUACCCAUGGUUGUGGCAAAUAGGGGUUGCAGGGUUUGGUUUAGUAGCCCUCACAGCACUCAUAGCCUUAAUAAAGGCUGGCCGAUCCAAACCUGUCAAACAAGUGAAGAAAGAAAAGAAAAGCAAAUAAUAGCCAUUAGUAUAUAGUGUUGAAUAAUAUUGAGAGACAAGAUAAAAUAACGCAUUUAUUUUUAAAAAAAUAAUAUUAAGAAUAGACAGUUUUAUAUUUUUUUAAUGUUGUUUCCAUGUUGUGAUAAGUUAUUUAGAGUGAACUGGAAUAUUUACUAACAAUUAUAGUCUUUCAAAACCAUUUGGCUGCUCACAAGUAUUUCUUUUGACUGAUUUCUGUGACAAAACUUAUUAUGUGAUUUUGCCAUAUUUCGUAUGUACACAAUGCAGAAAGAGCACCAGAUCUUUGUUUUUCUGCAAUCAAUUUGGUGAUUAAACUUU